AUGCAGAUCUUUGUGAAGACCUUGACCGGCAAGACCAUCACCCUCGAGGUUGAGUCUUCUGACACAAUUGACAAUGUGAAGGCCAAGAUCCAGGAUAAGGAGGGCAUUCCACCGGACCAGCAGCGCCUGAUCUUUGCAGGCAAACAGCUUGAGGAUGGACGCACCCUUGCUGAUUACAAUAUCCAGAAGGAAUCCACCUUGCACCUGGUGCUUCGCCUACGUGGUGGCAUGCAGAUUUUCGUCAAGACCCUUACUGGCAAGACCAUCACCCUGGAGGUUGAAUCGUCAGACACCAUUGACAAUGUGAAGGCGAAGAUCCAGGACAAGGAGGGUAUCCCCCCGGACCAGCAGCGCCUGAUCUUCGCUGGUAAGCAGCUUGAGGAUGGUCGCACUCUGGCUGAUUACAACAUUCAGAAGGAGUCUACUCUCCACCUGGUGCUCCGCCUUCGUGGUGGCCAGUUGCCGUACUAA
Messenger RNA from Triticum turgidum subsp. durum (durum wheat), 471 nucleotides. The record is from the annotation of a GenBank genome assembly. NCBI's taxonomy places the organism in Eukaryota, Viridiplantae, Streptophyta, Magnoliopsida, Poales, Poaceae.